AUGGCAGGGUCAAGUGAUAAUCUUAAGGAUCUGUAUAGUUUAUUUAAUGAUAUCGAUGGCUAUUUUUGGGAGGAUGAUAGUGGUAAAUUAAAAGUUGAUCCAAAAUACGAAUCAAUCCACAAUUAUUGUCAUUACGGGAGUAACUCAGAGGAAAAUAAAUGUAAUGAUUAUCUUCAAUUGGCUACUUGUAGUGUUAUUUAUUUGCUAAAAAAUUUAAAGAACUAUGGUUUAGAAUAUGAUAAAUUUGCCGAAUACGCUAUUUUAUGGUUAAGUUAUAAACUAGAUAUAAAGAUAAAUAAUGAAUUUACCAAUUUAAACGAAUUUUAUACUAAAUAUAUAGAAAAUAAUAACUGUUAUAAUGACAAAAUAAAAGGUGAUGAUGGAAUGACUUAUAAGAAAAUUAUAGAUACAAAUAAAGAUUUGAUGGAUAUGGAUAUUAAAGAAAUAUCUAAAUUUAAUUAUCCAUUUAAUAUAUUAGUUCAUUUGUAUUAUAAAUGUCAUCAUGAAUAUUGGGAUUGCCAAAAAAAUUUGGGAUUUGCUAAAUCUUUUGCUGAAGAAUUUGAAAAACUCAAUGAUGAUCCUAAGAAUACAGAAAACAGUCUAUAUAGUCAAAUAUUGUCUACAUUAUCAGAUGAUUAUAAAAAAUUAAAAAAAAUAUAUUAUGAUAAAAAUCAAUCUUGCAAAUUUCCAGAUCUUCCAAUAUUAAAACACCCAAAAAGUUCUGUAAAAAAUUCUUUAGAAAGUUCUGAAAAUCUUUCUGCAGUAAGUUCUGAAAACCUUUCUGCAGUAAGUUCUGAAAACAUUUCUGCAGUAAAUUCUGAAGCUACAUCAUCAAGCUCGUCUAUAGCAAGCAAAUUAAUUCCAUCCUUAUUGAUAUUCGGAAUACCAGUUUUUUUUGGAAUUUCUUAUAAGACAAUAUAUAAGAAAAAAAUUAAAAAUAAUAAAGAAGAAAAUGAAACUUAA
Messenger RNA from Plasmodium vinckei vinckei, 963 nucleotides. RefSeq names its product PIR protein CIR protein. Bases 1 to 963 code for a protein of 320 amino acids. The transcript has 3 exons. Lineage: Eukaryota; Apicomplexa; Aconoidasida; Haemosporida; Plasmodiidae. The record is from RefSeq and is a predicted model, not a curated record.